This is a messenger RNA of Racocetra persica, 313 nucleotides long. The record is from the annotation of a GenBank genome assembly. Lineage: Eukaryota; Fungi; Glomeromycota; Glomeromycetes; Diversisporales; Gigasporaceae.
CAAAUUCACAGUCAUCAAAUUUAGAAAUAAAUAUUAUAUCUGCAAUAUCGUAUGUAAUCGAUUUACCAGAUUUAGUUUUAAGUAUAAUUGAAAAACUUUCACAGGACCAAUUUCGUCAACCACAAUAUUUAAAAAUAUGGGAUGUAUUAUUGGACAUAACAAUAAUUAUGGAUAAUAAUAAGUUGAGUUUUGGAGUAUUUUUAUUAAAACUUAUGAGAUAUAAUAAAGGACCUAAAUUUGACAAGAAGCCACGAGUUCUUCAACCUGAUGGUCAAUUAUCACCACUUCUACCUGAUCAACAGGCCUAUGAGAU